UUCUUCAGAUUCAAAAACCUUUUCUUUGUCUGAUUCACAACCUUCUACCCCAAUUCCUCUUUUUAAUGUUGUCCCACCCACCACACUUACUCCACCCACUCUUUCGUCCUUUCCCCAUUUUAGUACUCUACCCACUCCAAGCCUUCCACCGACUUAGCAUGCCUCACCGUCUUCCUUAUUUUCUCAUCCCGUGUUCACAGUUUCAAAUAUUAAAACUUUUGUUCUAGAAACCUUAACCCAUGACAAUUAUAUUAUUUGGAAAGAGUUAAUGAUUCCUGUCUUCAAAAGCAAGGGGGUAUAUGGCCAUAUUGAUGGUACAGAUCUUUGUCCUCCACCUUCCCAUCCUAAUUAUGACGCCUGGGUACAGAUUGAUUAUCAAAUUUUAUCCUGGAUUCAUGCCACUAUUUCCACAGAUAUAUUGCAGAUGAUUAUCCAACCGGGUAAAACUCUUUCUGCCAAGGAAGCUUGGGAUGCCAUUCAUACUUCUUAUCAAAAUCAAUUGGCUGCCAGAAAAAUGCUCUUGCAGGACUUGAUGCUGAAUAUAGUGUUGCUACGAGAACUAUUCCGCACAGAUCUCUUUUUCCUUCAUUUGUGGAGCUUCAAUCUUUACUGCUUAUUGAAGAAUCAACAUUGCAAAGAGAAAAAUCUACCAGUGCUUUCCCUUUUGUUAACUCCAGUGCACAACAGGUGUUGUAGACCUCGGUUCACUCAUCUGGUAUGGGUUCUUCAAUUCCUGAGGCAUAUUAUUCUGGUACUCAGUCAUGACCUAAUUUCUUUGGCAUCAACCGAGGCCGUGGAAGCUUCUAUUGAGGUGGCCGUGGUAACAAGCGAGGUGGUUGAGGCGGUCGUAGUUCUCGUGGCUCCUUCUCAAAUUUUGAUCAUGGGUUCUAUUCUGGAGCACCCACUAAUCCAGGGCGUCGCUCCCCAUCUUUUCUCAAUACUGCUGGGAAUCCUUCCUCAUCGCAGCACUCAUCUUAUGGCCAUCAUUCAUCCCAUUUCCGUGGCAGCUCGUGACUGCACUCUGCUAAUUGGCACAAAUAUUGCCUCAUUGUCUUCUGCUCCGACAGCGCUCAGAGCCACAACAUUCCCUACCGCUCCGGAUAGCAAAUGGUAUAUUGACUCUGGUGCUAAUACCCAUGUCUCUAGUGCCCUUGGUAAUCUCUCCCACUCCUCUCCUUACUCCGGUUCAGAGUUUAUUCAGGUUGGCAAUGGUCAAUUACUUCCUGUCACUCAUUCUGGUAAUACCGUGUUGUCAUCAUCUAGUCAUUCCUUUAAACUUAAUAAUGUGCUUGUCUCUCCGUAUCUUCAUAAGAAUUUAAUUUCUGUUCGUCAGUUUACUAAAGACAACAAUUGUAGUGUGGAAUUUGACUCUUCUGGUUCUUCUGUUAAGGAUAUCCACUCGAAGAACGUCCUACUUCAUUGCAAUAGUGCAGAGGGACUUUAUUUCGUGUCUAGCUCAUCUCAAAGUCAUCCUACGAUCCUUAGUACUAUAGUUGUGUCUCCUGAUGUCUAGCAUCUUCGUCUUGGUCACCCAAGUUCAGACUCUGUUACUCAAUUGGUUCGUCGUGGUUUAAUUGUCCAACAAUAAAGUUCCUAAUUUAAU
Molecule: messenger RNA, 1603 nt
Organism: Rubroshorea leprosula
Lineage: Eukaryota; Viridiplantae; Streptophyta; Magnoliopsida; Malvales; Dipterocarpaceae
Source: the annotation of a GenBank genome assembly